This is a messenger RNA of Stylophora pistillata, 451 nucleotides long. Its product is annotated as exportin-1. Gene Ontology annotation, molecular function: small GTPase binding; nuclear export signal receptor activity. The record is from RefSeq and is a predicted model, not a curated record. NCBI's taxonomy places the organism in Eukaryota, Metazoa, Cnidaria, Anthozoa, Scleractinia, Pocilloporidae. Gene Ontology annotation, cellular component: cytoplasm; nucleus. Gene Ontology annotation, biological process: ribosomal large subunit export from nucleus; protein export from nucleus; ribosomal small subunit export from nucleus.
AUUGCUCACUUUUGGGUUCAACAAGGUCUUGCAAACAUUUUUUUUUUUUCUUGAUUGCAGUUCUUACCAGAGAGUUUAUCUUUAAAAGUAAACUGUUUUCGUCUUGCCUCUUUUCCCAACACAGCCUCACUCUGAUUCAGUUGAGCCUAAGCAGCUUUCUCUGAUUUCUUAUUUCUGUGGUGUCUGUGGACUUUCAGUUAUUUUUAUUUCUUUCAGUGAGGAAGUUUUUGACUUCUCCAGUGGUCAGAUGACACAAACAAAGGCAAAACACUUAAAGGACAGCAUGUGUAGUGAAUUCUUGCAGAUAUUUACCCUUUGCCAAUUUGUUUUGGGCAACUCUCAAAAUGUCACCCUUAUUGGUGCUACACUAGAGACCCUACUACGGUUUCUGAACUGGAUUCCCCUUGGUUACAUUUUCGAGACACAGCUGAACAGCACUCUUGUUUGCAAG